AGCGCUUCCUUGUGAAGAUGGCGGCUCCCUUGUCUCUGCUUCUGGUUGUAGCCGUCACAAUCCGCGCGGCCCUGAACAGAUCCAGCCUUGCGGAGCUGAUCGCAGAGAGGGUGGAGGUGGUGUCUCCGAUCACCGCCUGGAAGCGAGUUAUCGAAGGCUUAGCGCUGCUUGAUCUGGGAGUUUCUCCGUAUUCCGGCGAUGUUUUCCACGAGACUCCUCUCAUCAUUUACCUCUUUCACUUUCUGGUGGAUUAUGCAGAAAUCACAUUCAUGCUGGCGGACGUGAUCACAGCGGUGGCUCUUUAUGAGGCCAUGAAGGACUUUAACAAGCAAGUGUUCAGGAGGCAGAAGUUUUACCUGGAGGCGGAGCGUUACCCUGCAGACUGCCUGGAGCUCAUCAGGAGCCCCACUGAGAUGUUCUACAUCCCCCUGAAAGUAGCCAUGUUUUACCUGCUGAACCCGUUCACCAUCUUGUCCUGCGUUGCCAAGUCGACCUGCGGCCUGAACAACGCCGUCCUCUCUCUGUUUGUCCUCACAACCAUAAAAGGAAAUGUUCUGCUGAGUGCCAUUUUCCUCUGCUUGGCCACCUACCAGUCCAUCUACCCUCUGACGCUGUGCGCCCCCGCCAUGCUGUACCUGAUGCAGCACCAGUACGUCCCGGUGAACCCGCGGCGCGCCGCCUUCUGGUGGUUCGUGGUUCAGUACCUGUUCAUGUACCUGGGCAGUUUGUUCGUCAUCGUCUGCCUGUCCUUCUUCCUGCUGGGCUCCUGGGACUUCCUGCCCUCCGUCUACGGCUUCAUCCUCUCGGUUCCUGACCUGACGCCCAACAUCGGCCUCUUCUGGUAUUUCUUCGCUGAGAUGUUUGAGCAUUUCCGCCUCUUCUUCCUCUGCGUCUUCCAGAUCAAUGUCUUCUUCUACACCGUCCCUCUGUGCAUCAAACUGAAGGACCAGCCGGUGUUCCUGAUUUUCAUGCAGCUGGCGGUGAUCUCCAUCUUUAAGUCUUACCCCACCGUGGGCGACACGGCGCUCUACCUGGCCUUCCUCCCCGUCUGGAGUCACCUGCACAGAUUCCUCAGGAACAUCUUCCUGGUUUCCUGCGUCCUGCUCGCCUGCUCCGCUCUCUUCCCGGUUCUCUGGCAUCUCUGGAUCUACGCUGGAAGCGCCAACUCCAACUUCUACUACGCCAUCACGCUGCUGUUCAACGUGGCGCAGAUCCUGCUGGUGUCAGAUUAUUUCUACGCCUUCCUGCGGAGGGAGCACCACCUGACGGCCGGGCUGUACCUGAAGAAGAAGGACGGCUCGGAGGCGACGCUGGUGCUGAAAUGAAGCGCACCCUGCUGCAGAGCAACGAGCGGAUUGAACCGGAUAGAACCUGAUUGAACCGGACCAAACCGGAUCGAACCUGAUAGAACCUUAUAGAACCGGAUCAAACCUGACCGAACCGGAUCGAACCGGAUAGAACCGGAUAGAACCUCCUCAGACGAAGUGAGGAGGAGUAAAAACGCUGAUGGUGCAGAACUCGAAGCGACUCGCCGCCAUUUCCGAUGAACAAACUCUGAACUGUUCAGGAGGGAAAGUUUCAUCUGAGAAUAUUUUAUUCUGAACUUUUUCUGUUUAAACGUAAAAUGUAGGAAACUUGCGAAUGUCCAGAGAAAUGUCUCAGCAUCUCUUCGUUUUGUCUGGUUUUACUUGGUGACUUUUAAUUUCUUUGUGUUGUGAGCAGAAUGACAGGAUUAUAUAAAGUUAUAAAAGUUUCAGUUAUUCAUUGGAUCUUUUCUGGGAUGAAAACAAAACUUCAUUUUUUGCUUUGCAGAUUAUGGGUCACGAUAAAAUUGUCCAAGCUGCAAAAACACAAA
This is a messenger RNA of Poecilia latipinna (sailfin molly), 1855 nucleotides long. It is a transcript of the gene pigu, whose product is annotated as phosphatidylinositol glycan anchor biosynthesis, class U. Gene Ontology annotation, cellular component: membrane; GPI-anchor transamidase complex. Gene Ontology annotation, biological process: attachment of GPI anchor to protein. The transcript is spliced from 12 exons. The coding region runs from base 18 to 1325 and encodes 435 amino acids. NCBI's taxonomy places the organism in Eukaryota, Metazoa, Chordata, Actinopteri, Cyprinodontiformes, Poeciliidae. The record is from RefSeq and is a predicted model, not a curated record.